UUGAGCUCGCUCAUUGCUGUAUAACAGGCUUUGGUUUGGUGGAAUGAGAAGUGAUUAUAUCAGCUGUUGCAACAAUGCCUUCAGUUCAGCAUCUGAGAGAGUUCAUCAGGGAGAGGUUAACUGCUGCUGCAGAAGAAAUCUUCUCCGAGUUUGAGAAAACCAUCGUCCAGUUUGAGGAGGAGCUCAGUCAGCGCAGACUGGCGGAUAUCAGCCGGACACCCGAGAUAAAGUUACGCAGUACUGGCCACCCACAGCAACAUGACUGUAAGGAAGAGGAGGGUCUGGAUGACCAGCAGGUCUGUAACCAGGAGAGGAACUCCAGUCUGGACCAGGAGGACUCAGAACCUCCACAGCCUAAAAAGAACCAGGAGGAACUCUCGACCAGUCAGGAAGGAGAGCAGCUUGUACUGAAGCAGGAUACUGAAGACAUCUUGAUCGGGGAGGAGCUCCAUAUCAUGUGGAAACCUGAAAAAAAUUUGAACAGAAUAGACCACCCACAGCAACAUGACUGUAAGGAAGAGGAGGGUCUGGAUGACCAGCAGGUCUGUAACCAGGAGAGGAACUCCAGUCUGGACCAGGAGGACUCAGAAUCUCCACAGUCUAAAGAGGAGCAGGAGGAACUCUCGACCACUCAGGAAGGAGAGCAGCUUGUACUGAAGCAGGAGACCAAAGGCACCAUCGUCUGGACCGGGCAGGAGCUGGGUAUCAUGUGGAAACCUGUUAUAAAGCUGAAGAGAAUAGCACGACAGACUAUUCCACCCUGCCCGACUCCAGCCUUCAGCACCUUCCUAGAAUAUCAACAAAAGAAAAACGAGGAGCGGCAAAAGUAUUCUGUAGGGAGAAAGGGGUUAAAGCACAAGGAAAAAAUAAAAGUUCGGAUAAAUGUUGGCUUGAUGGUCAUUCAGAAGGGUGGUAUAAGGCCACAACGUGGAAAAAAUAUUUCCCUUACAACAGACCCAGACAUCUCUGCCACAACUCUGCUUAGUCAGGCUGUUAAAAAAAUGAAGGACUUCAACAAAGAUAUAAAAGAUGGGCCUUUCCUUCUUCUGUAUCCAGAUGGGACAGAGGUUAUUAAUAUCCCUGGGACACAAAGACCUUUUACCCUUGGUGCUUAUAAGGCUGAAGUUGGCAAGCCAUAUCAAAGGAUUACUGUUUUCAUCUGCUUGAAAAGGGACUUUGAAGAAGUUGGAAAUUUGUCAGACUUGUCUGACUCUGACCCAGAGAUUGUUAUUAAAAAAUCCUCAGAGUUUGAUCUUGCUGAUACACUGCCAUGGGAACCUCUGGAUGAAAGCAGUCCUUUACAACAAGUGGCAGAAACAGAGGAUGAUGUUGGGGAUCUAGUGCUUUCAAAUGAAGUACAACAGGAUAUAGAUUUGGAUAACAGAAAAGAUCCAGGCACCCGUGAAUGUCUCACUGUCCAGAGCUCCUGUUACAGAAACUACACCAACCUGUUUGAACCCAUUCUGAUUGACGACGAAGACGAUGUUGAAGAUCUUACUCAUGACAAAGAGAAAGAGCUGCCUACAGAAGAGCCUGUAAAAACAAAUGUGCAGGCACAUGAAAUUAUUGCACAUCUGGCACUGGCAAUUGACCGCAAGAAGGUCAGCAGGUUCAAUAUAUGUCGGUCAGAUGUAUGGGAUGGAGCUGUUCGCGGAUUUCAACGCAGCACGUACUCUGACAACAAUGACAUGUUCAUCAAGUUUAAUGACGAUGCUGGCUGCUUUGAAGAAGGGUUGGAUACAGGCGGCCCAAGGCGUGAAUUCCUUACACUUCUCAUGAGCCAUCUGAGAAAUCGCCCCAUCUUCGAUGGACCCCCAGAAAACCGUUAUCUUGUCUGCAAUUCAAGAGCUGCCAGGGAAGAUGAGUAUUUUUUAGCAGGAAAGAUGAUUGCUGUAUCCAUUGUACACGGGGGACCAGCACCACAUUUUCUCUCAAAGAACCUGGUCAACCACAUGAUAGGGAAUCCAAGUUUCAGCGCAACUGUAGAAGAUGUGCAAGAUGAGGAGAUAGGGAAAGUUCUGCAGCAGGUCCUGGAAGCAGAAUCAGAGGAAUCUCUGCAAAAUGUAAUUUUGCAAAACAGUACCAUGUUCCAAACUGCUGGAUGCCUCAGAAGUGUGAAGACAUGUGAGAAGCAAGCUUUUGUGGAGGAGUAUCUCAGAUGGUACAUCAUUGACAGAAACCACAGUGCCAUUCAACGAUUCAAAGAUGGAUUGGCAAGUCUUGGUUUCCUCCCUGCACUGCAGCAGCAUUCCAGUGUUCUGUCCCCAGUCUUAUGCUUCUCUGCCAAGGCCCUGACUGCUUCAGACUUGGAGACCAUGUUCAGACCAGAUCUCAGCGCAACAGGAAGCAACAGGCGUCAGAAGGAGGGAAAAACACUGGGCUUUUGGGCAGAUUAUCUCCUUGAUUCAGAAGAAAAAAUGACAGCUGUAUCUCUGGAAGAUCUGUUGAUGUUUGCUACAGGUCUGGCAGCACUUCCACCAGCAGGCAUAAUGCCACCUCCACGCCUCGAGUUUUUAAGUGAUUCACCUUUUCCAGUUGCAAACACCUGUGCAAAUACACUGAAGCUACCGCUUUUGGAAUCAUACAUUGUUUUUAAGGCAAACAUGGACUUUGGGAUCCAAAAUGCUCCAGGAUUCGGCUGUCAUUAAAUCUAAGGUCAAAUGCCAGUUACUGAUUCCUGUUCAGUCUAGUUCAGAUGCUGUUGGCAUACUACCACUGUAAGCAAGUUUUGUAACACAUUGAAGCGAAAAGCUACUUUAGUGUUUUGCUAAACAUUUUUGGUGUUUUUUGGUUCGCAGAGCUAAAUAAUUUACAGUAUAGGCAAGUUGAAACAUGCUGAACACGUUGUUACAGAGUUUUAUUCAGAAUGUGUCAAGUCUGUCUUCAGGGUUAAGACUGAAUACACAGUUCAUUUUAAAUGUUUUAAUCCACCUGUCGCUUUGUAUGUUUUGAAUAAUGUAUUACUUUUCAUUUUAGCAGAAGGAACAGGAAACAAAAGAUCAAAAAUUUGGGUUCAGGUAGUUUGUCUAAAACCUGGCUAUAUCUUUCAGCAAUAAAUACAGUUCUGUGGCUGAUUCCCAGUCUUGUGGCUGCUGUAGUCCAUUUUGUUGUACAGCCUGUUGUAGGUAUUCCUCAAUGUUUUGAUCACCACACAAUUCAGUCGCUUGCCUUGCUUCAGGGAACACAUCCAGUUCCCUCUCCUCAACAGCAAAUCCACAGUCUCUUGAACCAUAUCUGCAAAAUCAGAAUAGAAUUAAUAAUAGAAUUGUGAAGCAUAUUUUCUACAUGUACUACAAAUAGUUUAAUAUGUCAGAUUUGUUUGCUGGCUACAUGGAUCUGUAUAAGUGAGCACCAGAAAGUGAUAGCUCAUAAAUGAACUGUAUUUACUCGUACAAUGAUUAAAAUAUAUUUCCCAA
Archocentrus centrarchus (flier cichlid) is the source of this 3416-nucleotide messenger RNA. RefSeq lists its product as uncharacterized. Gene Ontology annotation, cellular component: Golgi membrane; nucleus; cytoplasm. The transcript has 15 exons. The coding region runs from base 75 to 2648 and encodes 857 amino acids. NCBI's taxonomy places the organism in Eukaryota, Metazoa, Chordata, Actinopteri, Cichliformes, Cichlidae. Gene Ontology annotation, biological process: membrane fusion; protein polyubiquitination; Golgi organization. Gene Ontology annotation, molecular function: ubiquitin protein ligase activity. The record is from RefSeq and is a predicted model, not a curated record.